GCGCUCGUCCCCUCCCCCGCCCAGGCUGUGGCGCGCGCGCUCGCUCGCUCUCCCUUCAUUUUUUUCUCCCCUCCCUCCCAGCUUCUCUCUCUUUUUCUCUCUCUCUCUCUCUCCCACUCCCUUUCCCUUUCCCUCUCCCCCUCAAGCUCACGGCUGCCCGCGGCUCUCUCGCGCUCUCGCUCUCUCUCCGGUAGGCUCCACAGAGAGAUGCGAGCCCUGGGAGGCAGCGACGCCGCCUCCAGCUAAAGACCUGCCCCCUGGCCCGGCCCGGCCCCUUGCCCAGCCCUGCCCAGCGCGCGGGGGUCGGCGAAGGCGCCGCGGAAGCACGGACGGCUGAGGACCCGCGAUGCACAUGCACUAGCAGCACCCCCUAACUCACUCCCUCCACACCCCGCGCCGCCUCCUCCUCCGGCAGCAGCGGCAGAAGGACCCACCCUGCCCCCCACCCCACCCUCUGCCGGCUCCGGCUGCGGUUACUGCCUCGACUAUUAUUUUAUUUAUUUUGGGUCGUGCACAAGCCUCAGUGCCUGCAGCCCGCGCCUCCUCGGACCACGGGCGCUUCCUCCCUCGGCUUCGGAGCCCCAGACCCCCGCCACCCUCGCCUCGACACCCCCUGAGCCCCGCCAGCUGCCGCGAGUCUCCGUGGCUGAAUCUUGUUAGCCGCUGUCUUUUUGGGGGGUUCAGGUUUCCUGACAUUUUUGUUUUCAGCGAAAGGGAGGCUAUCGUGAUUUUUCCCCCUUUGAACCCAGGCUCUGCUCUCUGGGGGGGGUGGGGGGCGCGCCGAGCCGGGGAGCUGUGCCAGCCAAGUCGUGCGGGCUGUGGCAGGGAAGGGGCCACCAUGGGAUGUACUCUGAGCGCAGAGGAGCGAGCUGCCCUCGAGCGGAGCAAAGCGAUUGAGAAAAACCUCAAAGAGGAUGGCAUCAGCGCCGCCAAAGACGUGAAAUUACUCCUACUAGGGGCUGGAGAAUCAGGAAAAAGCACCAUUGUGAAGCAGAUGAAGAUCAUCCAUGAAGAUGGCUUCUCUGGAGAAGACGUGAAACAGUACAAGCCUGUUGUCUACAGCAACACCAUCCAGUCCCUGGCAGCCAUCGUCCGGGCCAUGGACACUUUGGGCAUCGAAUAUGGUGACAAGGAGAGAAAGGCUGAUGCCAAGAUGGUGUGUGACGUGGUGAGUCGGAUGGAAGACACGGAGCCCUUCUCUGCAGAGCUGCUCUCCGCCAUGAUGCGCCUCUGGGGCGACUCAGGGAUCCAGGAGUGCUUCAACAGGUCCCGGGAGUACCAGCUCAAUGACUCGGCCAAAUACUACCUGGACAGCCUGGAUCGGAUCGGGGCCGCCGACUACCAGCCCACCGAGCAGGACAUCCUCCGAACCAGGGUCAAAACCACCGGCAUCGUAGAAACCCACUUCACAUUCAAGAACCUCCACUUCAGGCUGUUCGACGUCGGGGGCCAACGAUCUGAACGCAAGAAGUGGAUCCACUGCUUUGAGGACGUCACGGCCAUUAUCUUCUGCGUCGCACUCAGCGGCUAUGACCAGGUGCUCCAUGAAGACGAGACCACGAACCGCAUGCACGAGUCUCUCAUGCUCUUCGACUCCAUCUGUAACAACAAGUUCUUCAUCGAUACCUCCAUCAUUCUCUUCCUCAACAAGAAAGAUCUCUUUGGUGAGAAGAUCAAGAAGUCACCUCUGACCAUCUGCUUUCCUGAGUACACAGGCCCCAACACCUAUGAAGAUGCCGCCGCCUACAUCCAAACACAAUUUGAAAGCAAAAACCGCUCGCCCAACAAAGAAAUUUAUUGUCACAUGACUUGUGCCACAGACACGAAUAACAUCCAGGUGGUGUUCGACGCCGUCACCGACAUCAUCAUUGCCAACAACCUCCGGGGCUGCGGCUUGUACUGACCUCUUGUCCUGUAUAGCAACCUAUUUGACUGCUUCACGGACUCUCUGCUGUUGACGUUGAUCUCCUGGUAGCAUGACCUUUUGGCCUUUGUAAGACACACAGCCUUUCUGUAUCAAGCCCCUGUCUAACCUACGACCCAGAGUGACUGACGGCUGUGUAUUUCUGUAGAAUGCUGUAGAAUCCGGUUUUAGUUGAGUCUUUACAUUUAGAAUUUGAAAGGAAAAGAAGAACAUUUCUCAUGUGCUUUGUAGCUUAAAAAAAAAAAACAAAAAACAAAAGGAAAAAGGAAAACUCACCAUCUCAUCCAUCUUUCUUUUCUUUUUUGAAGAAACGUACGUACACUCAUGCAUCCGCGCCCUCCCCAUCCCACCUGCAGAGGUGCCGCCUGUCUGCACGGGGGCGCUGGUCCCCACAGAGGCCCAGGCCCCACUUUCCAGACGCGGCCUCACCGCCCACAGCCCUCCCCCAACCCAGACCCACAGCCCUGAGACCCUCCAACCACACGCUCGCUCCAGGUUUGUAUAGAAAAAGCACAGCUCUCACUGGCCAGUAGCUGCCCCCAAAAGAAUACAGAACAUAUAUAUAAAUAGAGCCCUAUAGAAAACAGUUUCCCCCAACCCCUUUCUACAGUUACUUUCUCAUCUUUUUUCCAGUUGUUUUAGUUUUUCUUUGUCCUGAUAAGAACUAUGUAUUACAUACCAGGUCAGCUUUCAGUCUUUGGGAACCGGGUUGUGGUUUACCCCCUGCUGACAUUUCGCUUCUCCGUCUCUCAGAUGGAUGUGUGCGCACCCCUCCACCUUUUCCUUUGUUUCAGUGACCUGUGUUCGCUCUUUCUCAUGUGGGGAUGUUUGUGCUGCAGAUACAAACAAAAAUUUUUAAAUACCACAAGAUGGGAAAAAAAAAAAAAAAAGAUGGAAUGUAGUGUUUACAUGAAAGCCACAGUUCUCAUGAUCAGCCCACUGUCAUUUCUACUUUGACUAGUAUCAAACCCCAAACCUCUUCACGGUUUCACUUUUAAGACUUAAUAUUUGCUGAAGACCAGUCACAGCCAUUUCAGAUAAAGAGGCAAAAAGACAAAACACAAAAAAACUAAAAUGCAGAAAAAUAAAAAAACUUGGAAAAAAAAAAGGAAAAAAAAAAAAAGAAGAAGCCCACGGGUCUUUCUAAGCCUUUCUAUUCCCAAUCGGUGAGGUUUCUGUGAUAUCUUACACACUGCCAGUCUACUUCUCUGACUAAUGGAAAAUUCAUGUGUAGCUCAAUAAAGAGAAUGUUUGUCUGUA
Messenger RNA from Phacochoerus africanus (Common warthog), 3184 nucleotides. RefSeq names its product G protein subunit alpha o1 (gene GNAO1). Gene Ontology annotation, biological process: G protein-coupled dopamine receptor signaling pathway; adenylate cyclase-modulating G protein-coupled receptor signaling pathway. The record is from RefSeq and is a predicted model, not a curated record. Gene Ontology annotation, molecular function: G protein-coupled serotonin receptor binding; G-protein beta/gamma-subunit complex binding; corticotropin-releasing hormone receptor 1 binding. NCBI's taxonomy places the organism in Eukaryota, Metazoa, Chordata, Mammalia, Artiodactyla, Suidae. Gene Ontology annotation, cellular component: heterotrimeric G-protein complex. The coding region runs from base 839 to 1903 and encodes 354 amino acids. The transcript has 9 exons.